Messenger RNA from Xiphias gladius (swordfish), 3115 nucleotides. It is a transcript of the gene prrt2, whose product is annotated as proline-rich transmembrane protein 2. Gene Ontology annotation, cellular component: membrane. The record is from RefSeq and is a predicted model, not a curated record. Bases 370 to 1047 code for a protein of 225 amino acids. NCBI's taxonomy places the organism in Eukaryota, Metazoa, Chordata, Actinopteri, Istiophoriformes, Xiphiidae. The transcript has 5 exons.
UUUCACACACACCCCUCAUCUCUGAUCCACCCUGCCCGUCCAGGAGACUCCCCAUCCAUCCCAGCACACUGGGCUGGAAUAAGACGCUACACCGUAACGGCCCAUCUCAAGCUUUCGCAUAUCACAAAAAGAUAUUCCCGGAUUUUAGACGAACGAUACGAUGCGCCUUUGCAAAUACACUGUGGAUGUAGAGAUGUUUGGUCGCGUCUGAUUGCUGGUAUUUUUUCACCUGAGAUUAACGUUGCCACGAUGCCAAAGCCAGGGACGCUCCGGCUUUGAUGAGACUGGUGCUGGAUUUUAAAAAGGUGUCAAAAACAGGCAUCAAACACAAGACUGGACCACAAACAGAGGCGUCAUUUUGCGGGCAGCAUGGCUGUGAACAUGAUGCCAGCUCCCACCGUUUGGCCAGGGGAGGAACAACCGUCGCUGCUGGACCAGGAGGGCUCUCUGUCGAGUCAAGCCUCCAUCUCUGUGCCAUGCCCACCAGUCAUAGGUGAACAUUUCAUCCACAGCGGCAGCAGCCCAGCCAGCACACGGCCCCCCCUCAGCAAAUCCAAAGGAGAGCUAGUCAUAGUCAUCAACGAGAAACUGAAGAACAGUAUAGGUAAUGGGAUACACCCAGCGCCCGCAGAGAGCACCUCUCCAGUCAUCUCCUCUCCUCCCAGAAGACAACACUCCAUCUCUUACCCUCAUCACGGCAAGACCAGAAAGGGGAGCAGGGCUGGCUCCAUUGGCUACACCUCCUUUUCACCCAGGCCGUCGAUUUCUCGCCACUCCAGCAUCGCCACCAACCCACCCUUGGACCGGACCAAGGUUAAAGACUACCUCCUCCUGUCUGUUCUGGCCUGCUUCUGCCCCGUCUGGCCCAUAAACAUUGUAGGAUUUGUCUACUCCAUCAUGUCCAAGAACAGUCUCGAGCAGGGAAACCUGGAUGGUGCUGUGCGCCUAGGACGUGUGGCCAAGAUGCUCUCCAUGGUAUCACUAGUAGGAGGGACCGUCAUUAUCAUCGCCUGCAUUAUCAACCUGGCCAUAAAUGUGAAAACCUGAGUUUCAUCCCAGGAUGAAACUGGAUAAGGCAACUGACCGUCUGGCCCACACCUGCACCACCGUCUUUACCGCCUAGUACCUGGAUGUGAGACAAAUAUGCACCCGAUAUACAGUGCUUACCUAUAUUUCUGUAAUCUAUAUAAAUCCCUUUUGCUAAUGGAAGAAAAUAUCAUAUGCAAAUACUGCUGCUCCCAGUCAGGGUUGGGGAGGAUUUGUGUGUCUGAAAUUAGAUGGGGAAGGGAGUAAAUAGUCGGACUAAUCAGUCCCUUCAUAUUCUGGUCAACACAUGCAGAACGACUCUUGAGAAAGACACAGCAUCUUCAAGAAUCCCAUCACCACCCGGAGAACUGACUCAAACAAGGUGGACUAGAAAAGAGUCCAGUGGAGGUGGUUACAGAAGGUGAAACAGGAAAGAUUGCCUCCCAGCUUCAGUGCCACAUGUAAGUCCCAACAAAAUGUCCGCCAAGUCCAUCCUUCACUGCACCGACGACAGGACGCAUCAGAGUUUCAGCUUGCCGUUAAAUCCCCUCGGAUACGUGGAGAGGCUCGGGGAUUUGUGUGGCAUUGUAAUCACAAAGCAGAAAUUCCUCCAUUUCCCUCAUAGAGAAGAAGCACUUUCAAUCACAGUGUGUCCUCUCGUUCCAGACUCUCCUCUGUGGUUCUCAUGACUCCUGCCAUACAUCUUGUGUUUGAGAAGUGAGCGUACGGGUGGCAAAAGAGGAUGAAAAAGAGGCUUACGGAGGACUAGCUAUGGGUGCUAAAGUGGAAGGGAUUAUGGAAAGUCUCACACAGAAGGCACAGUCAUCACUGCGAGGAAAAAUAUGUGCCAAAAAAAGAAAUUAGUGGGAAAGUUUCUUGCAUUGUCAAGACCCAACUCUGAUCACAGUAUUGUUGUUGUAGAGAGGAACAUCAAAAGUGCUUUUACUCUGCUGCAACUUUACUGUAUAUCCACUCAAUACCACUGAGCACUGUGAGCAGGCGAAAGGGUAUAUGUUCACAAAAAACCCUGUGUAGCAACAUACUUCAAAUAUUCAUCUUACAGCGGAGCUAAUUAUGCUCCGUCAUCUAUAACCUACCUUUUGAUAAUAUUUGUAAAAGAUCAUUUUGAAACAGAAGAAGACUUGUAGUGUGAUGCAACUUCCAGUGCUGUGCCGCAGCUGACAGAUGGUGGUAGUAUUUUAUGCAUAUGGGGCAUCACGAUUUGGCUAACAAAUUAAAUAGCUCAUGAUUGCAGUCAGGGCUGCGGCUCUAGCCUCAAUCUGCAUCCACAGGUUGCCUGUACAUUCAAACCAAACAGAUGGUGGCAUUUUCUGUCCCUUGAAAUACUCCUAAAACAGUUGAUUUUUACUUGGAUUGGUCAGCAAUGAAACAGCUUGAUAUAUGCCCAUUUUGUUGUCAAACACAGCAGGAAGAUCUUUUGAUGGACUAUUUGUAAAACACUGGUUCAGACAUGGUUUAAUGGGUGUGAGAUAUGAGUAACAGUGUGAUAGCAGUACAGUGAAGGACUGGUUUUAAAUUAUUAUUAUAAUUAUUAUUUGAUCUCCUGUGUAUCCUUACCUAACCUCUAAUUCUUAUCUACCUGUGAUUCUCACUGUGACCUAAAACAACCGGGUUUCAUCGAGAGUGGAUAAAACUCUCCUUAUUUACAGUAUCCUGGAUUUCGAAUCAUGUAAAGAAACGCCGCGAUUUCAGAGUCUCAUAAGUUCACACCUGCAGAUAAUUUUCUGUAAUGAUUGGUAUGGCAUUUUUUUCCCCCUCUGUUACUACUUAAUAUGUAAAUUUAAUUGUAAUCAACAGUUGGUGUAAUCUGCAGAUACAGAUCUCAAUAUUGUGAUAAUUUGUCUAGUUGAUAUGAGUUAGUAUUAAGUAGUCAUGAUCUAACGUAGGCAGAAGCUGUCGGCCAGCCUCCUGACAGUCAUUGUAUUACCACCGGGCUUCUAUAAUCUUUGUGGUUAUUGGCAUGUUGUGGAUUCUUAUUAAUGUCUGAUGAUAGAAGUUUGAAAAAUACAAAGAUAAGCUGGCACAUGGAAUAUUAUACGUCCGCAGCACAUUCAUAAUAAAGACACAA